Molecule: messenger RNA, 1626 nt
Organism: Harmonia axyridis
Lineage: Eukaryota; Metazoa; Arthropoda; Insecta; Coleoptera; Coccinellidae
Gene: Tim23
Product: mitochondrial import inner membrane translocase subunit Tim23
Exons: 4
Coding region: 112-708 (198 amino acids)
Biological process (GO): protein import into mitochondrial matrix
Cellular component (GO): mitochondrial inner membrane; TIM23 mitochondrial import inner membrane translocase complex
Molecular function (GO): transmembrane protein transporter activity
Source: RefSeq, a predicted model, not a curated record
UCCUCAAAUGAAAUGUCAAAGUAAAUCAUCACGUUUUCUGUCUUUUGAUGUAAUAAUUCUGGAUAAUUCAGAAGAAAUUUGGAUUUAAGUUCUGAACAAUUUAAAUUAAAUAUGUCUAAUGUAAGUGAAGAUGGUGAUAUCUAUUCUAGUCAAGGAAGUUCACCUUUUUCUGGCUUGACAGGUGCUUACAAACCUUUUUCAUCACCCUAUUUGAAUUACGAUCCAGGAUAUUUGAAUCAAGCACAACCGGAAUUCAUAUUUCUGGAUGGAGCAAGUAAACAGAGAGGCCGCAUGGAACUGGCUUUCGGACAAAUUGGAGGUUCCUGUAUGAUAGGAGCAGCUAUAGGCGGUGCUACAGGUUUUUAUAAUGGCCUUCGUGCAACUACACUAGCAGGACAAACUGGAAAAUUGAGGAGAACACAAUUAAUAAAUCAUAUAAUGAAAAAAGGAAGUGCAACAGCUAACACCUUUGGAUCAGUAGCUGUAAUAUAUUCAGCUUUUGGAGUAAUUCUAUCAUGGGUAAGGGGAACAGAUGAUGACCUUAACACAAUAACAGCAGCAACAGCCACAGGUCUUUUAUAUAAAUCUACAGCUGGUAUCAAAAAAUGUGGAAUAGGCGGAGGUAUAGGACUAGGAGUUUCAUUAUUAUAUGCUUUCUGGAACAAUCGAGAUAAGUUGACUGCAAUAAGGACAUUUAACCCAGCGUAAGAAUUAAUCUCACAUUUGAUGGAAAAUUGUUCUGAAAUUUUCUUAGAAAUAUCUUCUUGAGACUUCAAACUACUAAGUUAUAGCACCAUUUUGUCGUCAUUAGAGCUCACUCUAAAGAUUUAUUAUUGAUAUAGUUUAUAUUAUGUAUAUCAAUUGUUUAAACUCUGGAGAGAAUGUAAUUAAAGAAUUGAACUCUCAAUGAGGUUGGAAUAUUUAUGCACAUCUAUUUUUAACUAUAUUCAAAAAAUAUCCUUCAAUACCUUGAAUUCAAUCAUUUAAUAUUCUAAUCACAGGUUUUUUAUAUGCGAUUCAUUUUGUAUAAUUUUUUUGGCUACUUACUGUACUCAAUUAUUUCAUGUUGAAGUAAAUUUAAUAUAUUUGUACUCUGGAAAAUGAAGCAUAAAAUCAGCAAAUGAAAGAGAACAAAUUAAAAGUAAAUCAUUCUUUCAAAUUUUUGCAUUUAUAUAUAAAUGCAAAAACUUGAAAAGUUGAUUAAGUUUAGGUAUUAUAAAUACUUUUUUCAUAUCAUCUAUCAACUCAACAACUAUAACCUCAAAAUAUACCUGUUAACAUACCCAUCAAUCAGCAUUGAAUUAUAAGAAUAAAAUAAUACACAUUUGAUCUGUGUAGUUCUUGCUUGCAAGUCUGUAAUCAAUUUAAAAAAAAUCAAUCUUUGUUCCAACAUAGUUUUAUAUUGUUUGCUGUGAUAUUGUGCUAUAAGAUGUGAAGAUUUCAAUAAAUUAACCAACUAGAUAUAUAUUUUGAAAGCUCUUUGAUUCAAUUAAAUCCUUUAUUCAUUUAGUAUUUUUCUUCAACAGGAAAUAAUAGGAUGGGCAGCGUGCAUAAGGAAAUAGAACAUUUAUCCUUUUAACUCCAAAAUGUAAAAUUGUAAAUAAAUUAAUUAGUUUUAAAGACUAA